UAAAUCACCGCUUGGCCGCAGGCGCCCACUCUCCCUCCAGUGCCCAGUCCAGUCCAGUCCAUCCAUGAUCCCUCUGGAGGCCCAUCCCUUGCCUUACCAAUACCACCUCCAUGGCAGAAAGGGAGGGAGGCAGGGAGGGAUGGAAAAGGAGAGAGGGGGACGUGGGCCCUUGGAGUCUCUCCUUUCCUUCCAACUGCAACAGCGUAGAGCAGCUGAGCAGCUAAUUAUUCUCGCGAACUCUGAUAAUGAUUCUGACAACUUCAAAUGACUGCAGAAAGGCUUGGCCGGGUUGGACAAUUCGAGCAAUUUGGUCGGCCUGAAGGCUGGGCUUGGACCGGGGCUGGACUGGGCUGGACUGGACUGGACUGGAAUUUGAGACAAAUUGUGGACAUUCGUAUCAGAUGAUGUAUGCCUCUGUGAGCGCGCAUUUGUCAGGAGAGAGCAGCAGCAGCAGCAGCACUACUAGCACUAGCACUUAUUGCUGCAGCUCCGGCAUCUUGCUUCGGUUGCUACGUUGAAAAGUUGGCUCAAAGUCUUAAAGUCAUUCGGCUUGAUUCGAAUGCCGAGGAAUGCUCUCUCUCCCUCACUCAACCACCUAUUGCUAGGAGGAGGCAGGCAGGCAGGCUGGUAUGGUUGGUAUGGUAGGGAGGCACUGCAGUUUGUAGGUGCCUCGUCUGUCAGACAGAAUCAAAUACCGGUUUCGUAGAGCGAGCGAACGCAAUUGAGCGCAACUGGAUUCGCAGUACGCCGCGGUCGUAGCGUAGCGGCUGUUGUAUUGGGCCGCCUGGCUGCCUAGAUUGGUUGCGUGUUGCCGUCAAUUGUAGCUCGGUAAGUGCUGUGGGAAUCCUUGAGACAUCUUUUUGUUGGACACUACAAAAUCGGUGUUUUCUGCUCCCUCUUCGUUGCAGACCAUCUUGCCAAGAGCAGCAGCGGCGCAAAAGCUGGUCUUGAAAAUUCGACGAAUUGUGAAGCUGAAGGUCUCAUGAUCCUCCUCGCGACGAAGGUGUCGAAAUCUUCGAACUCAGACCGACUGGAAAUGGCGCACGCGUACGUGUUUGUUCUUCUCGUGAUAGUCGCCUCGACAUGCUUACAAGAAGUUCAUGCUGGAGACAUCAUCACCACGGAUGUUGUAAUCAUUGGAGCUGGAGCGGCAGGCAUCACUGCUGGCAAGACGCUGACUGAAGGAGGAAUCACCGACCUUGUGAUCCUGGAAGCCACCGGAAAAGUAGGGGGAAGAAUUCGAAAUGCGGACUUCGCUGGAGUUAAGGUCGAACUGGGUGCCAACUGGAUCGAGGGAGUCAACGGGCAGAAGGAGAAUCCGGUUUAUAGACUGGCGAGUGAAGUGAACCUCAAAUUUUCCUACUCUUUUUAUGACAAUUGCACGGAGAAUAUUUACGAUCAUACAGGUUAUCUUGAUCCUGAAGUCGUGGCGCCCGCGGUGGAGCUUGCAGAACAGUCAUUUGAUUUCGUGGUAGCUCUUGGAACCAAUUUCACCGAAGAGAAUGUGGAAGAUAUUUCCAUAUUAACCGCACAGCGUUUCUUUGGACAUGUGCCAUCAACUCCAGUCGAGAUGGUGAUUGAUUCGUUCAACUAUGAUUUCACUUGUGCAGAACCACCAAGAGUUACGAGCCUCAAGAACAGUGAACCAUUGCCCACAGACAGCAUACUGGGCCCGGAUAGCUUCUUUGUGGCAGAUCCAAGAGGAUAUGCUACAGUUCUUGAACCUCUCGCUCAAUAUCUCAACAGCGCAAAUGGUCUAUGGACAGAUCCUCGCCUCAAACUCAACACGGUUGUGACCAAGAUUGAAUAUUCCACAGAGGGCGUGACGGUAUACACGGAGGAUGGUACAAUAUACAAGGCGAAGGCAGCGAUACUGACCGUUAGCAUCGGUGUUCUUCAAAGUGAUCUGAUUGACUUUUCUCCUGAUUUGCCUUUUUGGAAACUCUCCGCUAUCUACCAAUUCAAUAUGGCAAUAUAUACGAAGAUUUUUCUCAAGUUUCCGAGAACAUUCUGGCCCACUGGACCUGGUACCGAGUACAUCCUCUAUGCUGAUGAGAUGCGAGGCUAUUUUCCAUUCUGGCAGCAUUUGGACAAUGAAUUCCCCGGUGAGAAUCUCAUCUUCACCACUGUCACGGAUGAUGAGUCACGGAGAAUCGAACAGAUGCCCGAGAACGAAACCCUCGCAGAGAUCAUGGUCGUUUUAAGGAAGAUGUUUGGGCAGGACAUUCCAAAUGCUACAGAUAUUCUAUAUCCCAGAUGGUGGCAAGAUAAGUUCUUCCGUGGUACCUUCUCCAACUGGCCCAUCGGUGUUAGCAGCUACGAGUACAAGCAGCUGCAGGCACCUGUUGGACGUCUAUACUUCAGUGGGGAACACUGCAGUGAGCAGUACAAUGGAUAUGUACAUGGAGCAAUAUUUGCAGGCGAUGAGACGGCCCACGAGGUUCUGAAAUGUCUUCAAGAAAAUGAUUGCAACACGAUCAUACCCAGAGGUUUGAAGCCAGCCAAAGAGGUGUGCCGGGCUGCCAUCCAUCAUACACAAGACUUCUGGUCAAAGAAGGUGACAGGCUUGAAGCAAGCACUCCACAACAGAUGCAGCGCAUGCGAGAGCUAGACACUUUUCUGUCUGUGUGGUCGAGAGCCCCAAUGUAAAUAGCUUGAGAUCUCAACACAUUCAGCAUUGGCUUCAUACAAUACUCGUCUUUCAGUUGGCUACCUCCGAUCGCUGCCGGAGGGAUACAUCCCAUGAAUCGUAUGUGGAAAUACGAUGCCACUGCUUUCUACGUCUAAAUUGCUUCAAAUGGUUGUUCCUGACUUAUCCUGGUGGCAGAGGUUGGGAUAUAUUAUCUAGGUACUUCCCUUUUAUCUUGGGCUAGGCCACUCUUGUAUAUUCCGUGUAGUUCCACUGUAAUGUCAAUAAAAUGUUUCCCACCGUUCAGUGGAGAAUUUAGAUCAAAUGAUUGAUUAUAU
Marchantia polymorpha subsp. ruderalis is the source of this 2967-nucleotide messenger RNA. NCBI's taxonomy places the organism in Eukaryota, Viridiplantae, Streptophyta, Marchantiopsida, Marchantiales, Marchantiaceae. The record is from the annotation of a GenBank genome assembly.